Rhagoletis pomonella (apple maggot) is the source of this 2148-nucleotide messenger RNA. RefSeq names its product F-box/LRR-repeat protein 2-like. NCBI's taxonomy places the organism in Eukaryota, Metazoa, Arthropoda, Insecta, Diptera, Tephritidae. Gene Ontology annotation, molecular function: protein binding. Gene Ontology annotation, cellular component: SCF ubiquitin ligase complex. Bases 134 to 1531 code for a protein of 465 amino acids. The transcript is spliced from 3 exons. Gene Ontology annotation, biological process: SCF-dependent proteasomal ubiquitin-dependent protein catabolic process. The record is from RefSeq and is a predicted model, not a curated record.
AAACUUCUUUUUGAACAGCUGUUACCAAUCAGCUAUUUACGUGCGGAAUAUGAAUUCUCAUUUUUAAUGCCGGCAAUAAGUUGUCCUUAAAUUUAUAUUAGUAUAAAUAUUUGAAGUGAAAUUUAACAAAGAAAUGAGUGACCCAAAUAGAGAUCCAUCCUCUACUUUAAAGGAGGAUGGCACAAAUGCGAGUAUUUUGAUAUUAAAUGAUGACUGCCUACUUGAAAUAUUUAAGCAACUAGAAUUGCCGGAUCAAGUGCGUUUGGCGAUGAUUUGCCCACGGUUACGAAAUGUUUUUCAAUAUUACUGCCAGAGACAUUACAAAGUACUGCAAAAAGAUGACCUCAACGAUAUGAGUGCACGUGAGAUAAGGCGAUUUUUUGAAAUGGCUGGCAGUUCGCUGGAGGAACUUAUAAAUCUACCCUACACCGAUCAGGAACGUAACGAAUAUGUAACCCAAGUACAUAAAAACUGUCCAAAUGUGCUGCGAAUUUACUUUGGAAUGACUAAAAUAAAGUCCAAGUGUUUACGUAAACUGCUUAUGAACAUGAAGCAUCUUACUAGUGUGCAUUUACAAAAAUGCUCAUUGGAUGACAAUGCAAUGCAGAGUAUAGCUGAGUUAUCCACUUUAGAAGUAUUAAAAUUAGAAGGAGAGGAAGACGUAACAGGUCGUUAUCUAAGCAAACUUAAAUGUCUAAAGGAACUAACAUUUGUGGAAUGUGGUAUACAAGAUGAUUUCUUUGUUGAAAUUUGCACCUCGCUUAAGGGCCUUAAGAAGCUUACUCUACAGUGGUGUGAAGCACUCACAGAUGUAGCUAUUUCAGCGCUGCCGGUGUAUUGUAUCAACUUGGAAAAGCUUAAUAUAUCCUGCAAUCAAACCAUUGAAUAUUAUGCUAUAGCGCAACUGCCAAAACUAAUUGACUUAGAAUUGUCUGCAGAAUUAUUUAGAACACAAUCAUUCAAUUUAUUAUUAAACGCAUUAGCCGAUUACAAAGGUGAGCAGCUGCAGUGUUUGCGUAUUUUCUCACCCCGACUCAUUGUUGACGAAGGCAUGAGAUCUUUGUCGCUGUUUAAAAAACUAAAGGUAUUCGGUUGCGACUGUAGCAAAUAUAUUGAUGUCACGUGUUUAAGAUACAUUAGCUCAUUAAAAGACAUGGAAAUCGUUAGCCUAAGGUACUGCCGAUCCGUUACUAACGAAGCAGUAUUGGAGUUAUUGGAUGGUUGUCCAAAGUUGAAGUAUGUUAAUGUGAUGCAUUGUGAUCAGCUAACUGAGGAAUUGGUCUAUAAGACCAUUAAUUUAUUGGAAAGUAGGCAUAGAGGAAAGCAGCCCCAAUGUGAUAAAAGCCCAUUGCUGAUAAUGGUGGCAGGAACGAGAAUACGAGAUUAUAUUUUAGAGGAUACCCAAUAUUUAACUGCACUUGAUGCUGGAACAUUACGACUGAGCUUUGAGAACCCAUUUCAAUACCCGUAUGAAAAUUUAUACUAUACAUUUAAUGUGCCGGCGUUUGGUGAUCUUAAGUACUUUUACUAAAUAGGUACAGCUUAGCUACUUUGCACAUACGUAGUUAUGUUUUUUGCAAAUUAUAUUUUAAAUUCUUUACAUUAUUCGGCGGCACUUUAGUUUAGCAACUAUGCCAAGAAUUUAGAACUAUAUAAUUUGUUUGCUACAAAAAAAGAGGUUUUAUGUAAAUAUGUUUGUUCAUGCUGUUUUUAGCUAUUACUUCGCGAAGGUAUUAUACAUAGGUCGCUUAUUAUGAGACCAUAAAAUUAAAGAUUUAAUAGCUGCUCGGAUAUAACUUGAUAUAAUUUUGGUACGAUUUAUUUAAAUAUUCUAUUAUAAAUUUAUUCUUAGAAAAAUCUUUAAGGCAGUGAAUAAAACUUGGGUAAUAAUUUAAUAAACAAGCGAUCUUUGUACAUUCGCAAACAAACAUACAAAUUUUGCAAUGUAAAUGCAUAUGGGCUAAAGCAUAAUGUACUUUUGUUGACUAUUAACUUACAGUUGUUUUCAGGUGGCACUGGUAAAAAACCUAUUGCGAAAUAUGGUGAGAUCAUUGAGAUAAGAUAUGAGAGAAAAUUAUGCACAUAUAAUAUGCAUCUAAAACUCAAAAAUAUUAACUUAAAAUAUGCAAUAAAACUUCAAAAUAUGUA